CCCAUACCUGGUUCCUGUGUGGACUAUCGAGUGAGCAGAUAAUAAUUUACUGAUGUGUUCUGAGCUAGGGAUGGACUCCUCAUCCACCGCCGUCGACAUGAGCGACGCCGCCGCCACGGCUGCCAUCUCGAGGACCGCCGCCUAUCGGGUCACCUCGUCUCUCCGUACCCAGGACGCGGUCGACGCCCUGCGCGCAAAGCACGGCGUGCCGACGGCCUACACCGCGCGCCCCGCCGGCGACCGGCGCGCCUGCAUGCCGCCGCCAGAGCGGGCCGUGUGCCUGUACGCGCACGCGUUGGAGGCCGGGGUGCGCUUCCCGCUGCACAGCUUCUUCUCCGAGGUGCUCACCCACUUCUGCCUCGCGCCGGGCCAGCUCACGCCCAGCGGGUGGCGCAUCCUCGUCGGCUUCGUGGUGCUCUGCCACGACGCCGGCGUGCAGCCAUCGGCGGGCGUGUUCUGCUACUUCUUCUCGCCGGUCGCAUUCAAGCUCAAGUGUUGGUACGGCUUCCAAGCAAAGAACGACGACCGCAAGCUCUUUGUAGAGGAAAGCGACCAGAAGCUCUUCACUGGGCUUUCGGCAUCGGACGAGGCGUGGAAGGGCAGGUUCUUCUUCCUGACAUCGCCGGAGCCAUGGCCGUGCCCCGUGCGUUGGGGCGAGCCGCCGUCGAAGUACAAGUACUCCCCCGUAUGCGUCGAUGAUCCAGUGCUCACAAGCCAGCAAAAGAAGGCGGUGGCAAAGCUACUGGACGCACACCGCAGUGACCGCACCGCGGUUAAUCUCCGGAUUUACCUCUCUGAUACCAAACUUUCAGCAGCUUUCUCUUCCAACCUCGCCUCACCACCACCACCCGGGCCUGCCCUUCGUUCUACUGGUGCCAAAGAGAUGGAUUCAUCAGCGGCGAAGGUGAAAACUGAGCCGGACGGCGACACACCGACGGUAUCCCUGAAGAAAAGGAAACACGAGGAGGCCGCAAUUGCAAAAGACAGCCUUUGCCGUUCUGAGCAGAGCACGCAGCAUGCUGCCCAUGGCUGCUCGGCCUCCGCGUCCGGCUUGGAUGCCCCGCCAGGAUUCAGCCCGGAGGCACGGCACUCGCCCGUGCCCGCCACACACGACGGCGACAGCGCCGACUGGGAGGCCUCGAGGAAGAUGCUGGAGCGCAUCACCACGCCGUCGUGGGAGAGUGAGUUCGCCGCGGCAAAGCCGUCCGAUGUCGUCGCGUCGAGCUACUCAGCAAUGAUCCGGGCCGCGAACUGCGCGUCGUUCUCCUUCGGCUACGCACUGGAGCUGGAGAAGAAGCUGGCGGCGAGGGACGAAGAUAAUGCCGCUCUGCGGGUGCAGCUCGUAGAGCUGGAGAAGAAGCUGGCGACGCGGGACAAGGAGAAUGCGGCUCUGCAGGUGCAGCUGGAGAGCGCUAAGGCCAAGCUUACCGCGGUGAAGCGCACAGUGGAGGCGGAGGUGAAUGCCAAGACGACGACGGUGUAGCAGUUCCUGCGGUCCGAGAAGCAUACGCCGAGGACAUGAAGCCGCUCUCAGGAUAUACCCGCGCUUACUUUAGCUUGUGUCUACGGUUUAGUUUGUUCUUUUGUGCGUGCAAGUUCAGAAGUACUCCGACUCUCUGAACUGACUUGUUUUCACGGAUUCAACGGACUGGGAAUAGGUGGCAGUUUUUUAUUGGAAAUUAGGAGUGAGGCGGGGCCAUCCCCAUGAAAAUCAGGGGGGAGAAGAUUAAUUAGUGUUGAGAUAACUGUGAGUUGCCUGUAUUCCUCCGUGCGUCUCAGAUUAUCGCUCUGAACUAGUACUAUGCUACUCUUUUUUUUUGGAACAAGUACUAUGCUACUUUGGUUCUGUAAU
Messenger RNA from Triticum aestivum (bread wheat), 1852 nucleotides. RefSeq lists its product as uncharacterized. The coding region runs from base 53 to 1483 and encodes 476 amino acids. NCBI's taxonomy places the organism in Eukaryota, Viridiplantae, Streptophyta, Magnoliopsida, Poales, Poaceae. The record is from RefSeq and is a predicted model, not a curated record. The transcript has 3 exons.